This is a messenger RNA of Cyphellophora europaea CBS 101466, 1329 nucleotides long. RefSeq lists its product as uncharacterized. The transcript has 3 exons. The coding region runs from base 1 to 1329 and encodes 442 amino acids. The record is from RefSeq and is a predicted model, not a curated record. Lineage: Eukaryota; Fungi; Ascomycota; Eurotiomycetes; Chaetothyriales; Cyphellophoraceae.
AUGUCACCUCCAUUGAUAAGGACUGGCGCAACCACGCACAGCCUGACACCACGCAACGAUACAAUCAGCGUCACACCGCUCGUCAUAGUGCCCAUGCUCUGCGCCGCCAUCUUCGCCCUCAUCCUCUACUACACGUGCAAGCGAGAACGCGAGUACGCCGAUGCCGUUGCCACCGGCCGUCGCUCACCCCGGUCGCAAAGUUCGUGGGACAGCACCGGAACUUGGGUCCGUGAGGUUCGACGCGAGACAGGCAAGAAUCCGAAUAAGAAAACGCGCCGUUCUGGAGGAAGGCGGGCCAGAGAGCUUAGAGAUCAGAGAGGAGAGAAGACGGCAUGGGCGCCCAAAAGUGCUACAACAACGACGACCGGAGGCAGCACGAGAUCUACAAAGUCUUCCAUCGUGGACCAGCUGUUUCGAGUGUCGAGCAAGCACUUGGCGAUGGAAUCGCCGGUCUUCAAAGCGAUGUUGGGUCCAAAUUGGCUGGAAGGACACACAACCUACACCGCCGAACAUCCACUGGAUCUGCCUGAGGACAGCUCCUGUUGCAUGGUCGAAGACCCAGACGACAUCCCCUUUCAACAUCUACCAAACGUGCUGAUUCAUUGCGAUAAAUACACAUGCAUUAAACUCUCUAUCUUCUGGUCGAAAACUGUAUAUGCGGCCUGGAAAGCGAAAGUCUGCAAUGCUGAGAGUGACAGUGCCGAAGAGACCCCUAUCAGUGCAGCUCUUCCAGGACUUUGUAUCGCUUACAUCCUCGACAAGGCGGAGGAGUUCCGUCUCCUACUCGAGUGGCUGUGGGAACAUAGAUCCGAAAGCAGAAUCAGAGCCACAAAGAUCAGUCUGCUUACCAUAAUGGCCCCAGAUUUUCUAGACCGCAUUAGUUGCGCGAUUCAGCACAUCACAGAGUCCGCCGUGGAAGAUAUGCGAAAACCCGUUGAAGACACAAUGAUGUACAUGGUCCGGAGACGGCGUCCCUGUGAGCACAGGCAGAUGGACUUGGGCAACUGCUAUCGAGCCAUUCAACAGCACGACCUCGAAUCUUCGGACCUCAAUAUUUACCUCUCCGGCGGGGGCCUGUGCACAGCUUUCAGGAAGACCCUGAACGGCUUGCACGAGCAAUUACUAGCAACGGAACAAGCCUGUGGUGGGGGCUGCCUCUUCGAUGUUGCUCACAGGGCCUCCGUCGGCUGGUGUGUCCUCGACAAUUUCGCUGUCUGUCUACACCACUUCAAAAGCAAGACCAAUGUUCCGUAUUCAGGUUGCACCGACUGCCAUAUCACCUUGCAGCGCAUGAAGUCAAUUCUCCUAGAUACGAGGCUUCGGGAGUAA